UGACGGCGCAGCCCAAGGGGAGGAGGUGGCGUCAUGAGUGUAAAAAUGAACGCGCUUUCACAUUCCCACACGUAAGCAGUCUCUGCCGAACUUUUUUUUUAUUCUGUGCAGUGCAGUCAGGAAAGUCUAAAUGAAGUUACCCUGGCCGAGACAGCGGUGAUAACCGUGCCUGCAGCCGCCGAGGCCAUUGUAAACAAACGAGCAAGCGCCAAGCAAGCGCCAGCCGUGCCGUACGUGUCUUCUACAAUUAAGCUACCCUGCUAGUUUCCUAAUGGCUCCUAAACGACAACUUACGGCAGAAGAGUUGGAAGAACGGAGGCGACGCCAUGCAGCAGCUCAACGCCGCUGGCAGGCCGCGAUAACGGACGCUGAGCGGGAAUGCCUGCUCCAGCAAGCGUUGGAAGAACGGAGGCGACGCCAUGCAGAAACUCAACGCCGCUGGUAUGCCGCAAGAACGGGCGCUGAGCGGGAACGCCUGCUCCAGCAAAAGCGUGAAGCAGAACGCCGUCGUGUCAGCUGUAUGGAUGAAGAACAACUUGCCCGACGGAAGCAAAGGCAACGGGAAAGACACCGUGCACGAAUCCAUAGUGUGUCAGCAGAACAAAAUCAACGUCGUUCGGCCAAUAUACAUGCAGUGAAACAAGAGCCACCACAGAGCCCGACGACUUCGGCAGGCGAAUCCGGCGACAGUUCUGAAACAUUACCCAAGGCUGAGAUCAGAAAGAAACCGCGACACCACUGUGUAGUUGUUGGUUGCACCAAGCCCACCAAGCCUCUGCAUCGGAUGCCCCAAAACCUCGAGCUGCGGCGCAUGUGGCUGGAGAGAAUCGGGCUCCUUGAGUCAGAGACACGGACCUUCCUAUUCGUGUGCCAAAGGCAUUUCGCUGCCGAUGCUUACACGCUAAACCCAGAUCUUCUGAAGGACAUGGGCUUCACAACUAGGUACUAUCUGCGGGCAGAUGCAGUGCCGUCCCUGUUUCUUCCCAGCGACCCAAAGCAGGAAGUGCAGCAAGAAACAUUGCAGAGACAAACAACAGCUGAAACACAGCCCCGGGCUCCAUUGCGGCAGUAUGGCCGUCUUCGUCCGAAAGGCACUGUGAGCACACAGACUGCCCCUUAUCAACGUACAGUUCGUGCACAGGCCUCUCCACUGGCUAAGGGAAAAGAUUCUGGCAUGCAGGUGGACCUCGACUUUGGCGUCUCGGCAGGAACCCAGACGGAUGUCCUGGCAGUGGUCACAUGCACAACACAGAACACCGAGCAAAAUGCUGCAUCUCCAUCGGAUCAAACGUGCGACUGCAGCUGCCAUCGAGUGUGCCACUGCAGUUGCCAGAAACGUGCAGUGAACACGAUAGCCACACAAACUACUACCAUUGAGAGCAUGGUCAGCAUGGGGACGUCAUGAUAAACUGUUGUAAGUGAUGUUGGCAGACUUUGGUGUCAACAGACAUAUCUCUGUGGUGGCAUAGACCACAGCCUGUUCAGCGGUACAGCCUGUGACAAGGAGUGCCGAGUCGUUCUCUGGCAGUGUGACCAGUUCCAAUGACUCGAUUCGUCAACUCAAGUGCCACCAAGCAACCAAGCGCGGGUUGAGGUGGAAGAGGCGCCAACAGAAUGCAAAUGCGAUCAACAGUGCUGUUUAACGAAGGGGCAUAGUCAUCAGCCUUGUUUUCGUACGUUUGAUGCCAAGCUUCUGUGCUAAGAUGAUCAAUUCGUUCUUUGGCUACUACACGUAGUAACUCAUGAGGGAAUGGUGCUCGUGAAAAAAUGUUACACCUUUGAAAUGUUAAAAGCAGAGAUGAAAAGCAAAGGCGUGCAAUAAACCAUGUGUCGUUUCCUGAAAUUAUUCUUGUGUGACAAACUUCAUGCCAUCAAUGGAGGAAGUCUCUUGCAGUGAGAGGCUUUUUAAGCAUGACAAGGUGAAAUCUGCUGUGCUUCAACCAAGUUCUUGCGAACUUUUUCAGUCCUUGCCUGAUGCUUGUCCAUGAAAGGGAUGUUGAUAGUGAAACAAGAGACACUUGAUUGCUGGUUGAGCCGAGAAUGGAACAUGCAGCCUCUCGUCUCUGAAACCAAGCCUUGACCCUAGCUAUCAACACCUGUAUUUGCAUGGUGGAUUUAACGCUACUGGUAGAUCGCCUUGUGCACACUGGUGAAAGUAGUGGCCCAUGUAUAUUGUAAGAAAACAAAGUGAAUGAAGUGGAAGGUAUCAAUAGCCACUAAGCUGCACUAAGGAGGACAGUGGUGGAGAUGGCCAGAGGAGCUGGAAGCAUACCUAGGCCAACCAAGGUAAUGUAACAAUGGCAUUUUUUUUUUGUCGCAAUUCGCCAGUGGCCAGAGCGGCCCUCCACCUACGUUAUCUACCAGAUCAGCUGUCUGUGAACAGUGGAAGUGAACAUGACACAGAAUUGAGCGUACGAAAUUCAUACAUUAUACCAUCCUGACAUCACUCGAAAAUUGCCGUGAGAAGGACAAUGCUCAGUAUUGCAGUCGUUGGGGUGGACAUUGGCGUAAACAAGUGACGCUACUGGCAACACUCUGUGCACCAUCAAUACUCGUGCUUCCAGCUUUGCGUUAUGCCAGCCAUUCAGCGAUAUGUUACCAGGCGUGUCUGUACAUGUAUGACAUUUGCUUAUUUGCAACCAAGUUUGCAAAUCAUCCUGUACGUUGGUGCAUUCUUUUGGUAAAGCCCAAUAAACAACUGAGCGCUUUCGUUAUUAUUGUGUGUGCAUUGUUCUGUGCUUACAUGGCAUUUAAAAUAAGUGUUAGUGGCACCGUGUGUGUGUACGACGCGCGCACUGGGAAGCCCAUGCGUGCAGCGCUAAAUGCCUCGGCUAUUUUUCAUGGUGAAUGUGCUGCUUACGUUUGUUUGCUGCUGCCUACCUUGUAGCUGGUUCGCAUUGUGUGAAGUGGUAAACUGUUGCCUUUAUGAAGAAGUUGCCAUUUUCCUGUUUCAAUUGGCUCAGCAUACACUAAAUGAGCUGGUUCAAAUCUGGUCCUUGCGUGGCAUGUCACUUGCUGUGGAGUGCCUGCUAUAGUACAGUAGUCGAAAGUAGGCAUGUUAAAUACGUCCUGAGGUACACCAGCAAAAAGAAUGUCCUGUAAUGCUAGUUUGAGUUCUAAUCUCGUACAGUGAUAGAAGCAUAUUAAAUGAGGCACAACCCAUAAACUUGUGUUAACAUCUAGGGUCGAGUCUGCGACUUUUGCUACAAUCAGUGACUGCUUGGGUCUUGUGGCAUUUAGAGGAGCAGUUGCAUUUUGACAUCUUGUAUAGCUUUGCCAGUACUUCAGUGGCCUGUUCCCUCUGCCAGUGUGCUAUGGAAAGCCCUGAAACUGCCUGGCCAGUAGACAAGCACUGGGCCAUCUUGAUUACAGACCUUGAACAGGGCUGCACCUACAUCAAUGAGCUCUGCGUUGGAGGUUGUGGGUUCGACGCCCACCUGCAGCAAGUAGAUUUUUCUUUCAGUUUAGUUUUCGUAAAAUUCUCCAAGAAAAAAAAAAAGAUGCUGGUGACGUCAUUGUCGCCAUUUUAUCUAGACGCCGCCACGCGUUGAAAUAAAGUUAAAUAACCUUUCUUUUUAAAUUAUUUAUAAAUUAAAUUGCUGAAGAUACAUAAAUUAAAUUGCUGCGCAAACACAACACGAACAAUUCGCUUUAAGUGUUUUUACAGCGGCACGUUUAAUUAAUUUUGUAUGUCUGUGACUACAGCAUGUACGAAUCUGCGGCGCUUGUGUGGCAUCUGCAAGGCUUCGUUUGACGAAAUUGGGUUUGUGGUCUGUGGUCUUGUGCUACGUUUGCGGUUUUUUUUUGGCGGCAUUGACGCUUGGCAAUUGACGUUUCGCCGGCUGGUCUCGAUUAAGCAGGGUGAGCUGCUAGACGACGUAAAAAACUAGAAAAAAAAGAGGGCCGUCAGCAAUGGCAGUUGAUCUGAGUUCCUACCGGGACCAGCACUUCAAGGGGAGCCGUGCGGAGCAGGAACGCCUGCUCCGCAUGAGCUCGACGC
Dermacentor silvarum is the source of this 4000-nucleotide messenger RNA. RefSeq names its product mitogen-activated protein kinase kinase kinase kinase 4. Lineage: Eukaryota; Metazoa; Arthropoda; Arachnida; Ixodida; Ixodidae. The coding region runs from base 272 to 1405 and encodes 377 amino acids. The transcript is spliced from 8 exons. Gene Ontology annotation, molecular function: sequence-specific DNA binding. The record is from RefSeq and is a predicted model, not a curated record.